CUCAUCCCCAUCCAAAGUGGCCGGAAAAUUUGCAACAGCUUUUAUACGGCUAGGUAUGUUGUCUUAGCAAACCUGCAAGGCCUUGCGCCUCUGUUGGACAUAUAUUUCUGUCCUCAUUGAUAUCGAAGUGGGGUGGACUCGACAUUCCUUUGGUCGGAUAUCUACAACUUGAGCAAUAUCAUGGCUGCCAGGCGCUCAAGUCGAAUUCUAAAGCCGCUGCUGUAUACGGCAGGUGCUGGAGUCACCAGUGGUGCAAUACUCUACACGGCAUACCGACCGCGAGAUAUCCCUGGCCUGGAAGCCGCUGCGGUUCCGCCACCCACGUAUGGAGAAGGGGGUGUCUUUAGACCUCCAAAGUUCCCCCGCAUCAAGAGCCGUGAUGAGCAAAUUGCAGACCUCAAACGAAGCAUGGGAACUGUUGUGCUCAGUAUGGACAAAUUGGGGAGCGGGAUUAAUACUUGGUUUGGCAGGAGCUCUACUCCCGCAACAGAAGACGCUGGGGAUGGGCCGUAUGAUCUGUUGAUUAUCGGUGGCGGUGCUACUGGGUCUGGAAUCGCGCUUGAUGCGGUGACUCGAGGUCUAAAGGUUGCGCUGGUUGAGAGGGACGAUUUUAGUAGUGGAACUAGUAGUAAGAGUACAAAGUUAGUCCACGGAGGUGUCCGAUAUCUUGAGAAAGCUGUUUGGAACCUGGACUAUAGUCAGUACGCUUUGGUCGUAGAAGCGCUUCGUGAACGACGCUACUUUUUGGAUACCGCUCCCCAUCUUUCGUCAUGGCUUCCUAUCAUGAUUCCGAUCGACAAGUGGUGGAAAGUGCCUUACUUCUGGGCCGGUACAAAGAUGUAUGAUUUUCUAGCUGGGUCCGAGAACAUCGAGAGCUCGUACUUCUUGACAAAGAGUAAAGCUCUUGAUGCAUUCCCCAUGCUCAAAAAGAAAGGGCUCUUUGGUGCUCUUGUCUACUACGAUGGGGCGCACAACGACUCUCGCAUGAACGUGUCCCUCGCAAUGACCGCAGCGUUGUAUGGUGCGACCGUGGUCAAUCACCUAGAAGUCAUAGCGCUAGAGAGGGACGCCUCCGGGAAACUCUAUGGUGCACGGGCAAAGAAUUGCAUUUUGGAGUUGAACGGCAAACAAGCUCAAGAGUUUACAAUCAAAGCGAGGGGUAUCAUCAACGCCACCGGACCCUUCACAGACUCUAUCCGGAAAUUAGACGAUCCGAGUGUAGAGGAGAUUGUCGCUCCUAGCUCUGGUGUUCACGUUAUUCUGCCUGGGUUCUACAGCCCUGCGAAUAUGGGUCUCAUUGAUCCUUCAACGUCAGAUGGACGGGUUAUCUUCUUCCUCCCAUGGCAAGGGAAUACGAUUGCUGGUACUACAGACACACCAACUUCGAUUAUGAAGAACCCCGUUGCAGGAGAGGAUGAGAUCGAGUGGAUUCUGAAGGAAAUCCGGCGGUAUCUUCAACCUGAGAUUAAUGUCAGACGUGGUGACGUUCUUGCCGCUUGGUCCGGCAUCCGACCUUUGGUGAGAGAUCCAAAGGCUAGCAAGACUGAAGGCCUUGUCCGAAACCAUUUAGUCACCACAUCUCCUUCUGGUCUCAUCACAUGCUCUGGUGGCAAAUGGACCACAUACCGACAAAUGGCCGAAGAGACUGUCGACGAGGCAAUCAAAGAGUUUGGUCUGACAACAGCACCAUCAGUGAACGUACCACGUGUUAGCGGAACUGAAGUCGAAGACGAAGCUCCUCUUGACGGCACCUGCCAAACACACCGGGUUCGGCUUAUCGGCGCACACGGUUAUUCCAAGACACUCUUCAUCAAUCUCAUCCAGCAUUAUGGCAUCGAGACUGAAAUUGCGAAGUAUCUUUGCGCAGCUUAUGGUGACCGGGCAUGGACUGUCGCUGCACUCUCGGCUCCAACCGGAAAGCGCUUUCCCGUACGCGGAAAACGCAUUUCGCCAUUGUAUCCGUUCAUUGAUGGCGAAGUCCGAUAUUGUGUGAGGCAUGAAUACGCUCAGACUGCCACCGAUGUCGUCGCUCGUAGGAUGAGACUAGCGUUCCUCAAUGCACAGGCCUCGCUUGAGGCGCUACCUACAGUGAUCGAUCUCAUGAGUGAGGAACUCCACUGGGAUGCAAAGAGGAAGGAGCGAGAGUGGAAAGAUGCGGUAGCUUUUUUGGGCAGCAUGGGCUUACCCAAAGGUAAGCUCACGUUAACGAGAAAGGAUGUUGAGAGUGGAAGGGUGGGGAAGUAUGCGGAUGAGGAGUAUCAGCUUUAUGCCAGACAUGAUAAACCAGAUGAGACGCUCGAGUGCGAGCCGAAGUAUCCAAAAGGCUAUAAUCCUGUCAGGGGACCUGGGUUAGGAGCGAACAAGUGAACUUAUUUGUUGUUUCCUCCCUCCCGUCAAAUGUGGAUAGACGGCUGGCUUAGGAGUAUUGAUUCUACUAGGAACCUAAAAGAAGUGGGCUGUACAUGCAAGAUCGAUAUCGGAAUACUAGUGCCCACACAUUGUUUUCUUCCUGUAAUGUAUCUUGUCACCUAAUGUGGAACAUAGUAUGGGCAUUUCCACAUAUAAAUUUGUAUUUGUUGGCGUUCUCCCUCACGCUAUUAAGAGCGUUAAUU
This is a messenger RNA of Lindgomyces ingoldianus, 2612 nucleotides long. Its product is annotated as DAO-domain-containing protein. The record is from RefSeq and is a predicted model, not a curated record. Bases 181 to 2367 code for a protein of 728 amino acids. The transcript has 5 exons. Gene Ontology annotation, molecular function: glycerol-3-phosphate dehydrogenase (quinone) activity. Gene Ontology annotation, cellular component: glycerol-3-phosphate dehydrogenase (FAD) complex; mitochondrion. Gene Ontology annotation, biological process: glycerol-3-phosphate metabolic process. NCBI's taxonomy places the organism in Eukaryota, Fungi, Ascomycota, Dothideomycetes, Pleosporales, Lindgomycetaceae.